AUGGCGCAACUCGACACUCUGGAUCUGGUCGUCCUAGUGGCUCUCUUGGUGGGUAGCGUUGCCUACUUCACCAAGGGGACCUACUGGGCUGUCGCCAAAGACCCCUACGCCGCCUCCGCCUCCGCGAUGAAUGGAGCCGCUAAGAGCGGUAAGACCCGCAACAUUGUUGAGAAGAUGGAUGAGACUGGCAAGAACUGUGUGAUCUUCUAUGGCUCGCAGACUGGUACCGCCGAGGACUACGCCUCGCGUCUGGCCAAGGAGGGCUCUCAGCGCUUCGGUCUGAAGACCAUGGUGGCCGAUAUUGAGGACUACGACUACGAUAACUUGGAUACUUUCCCCGACGACAAGGUCGCAUUCUUCGUCCUGGCCACCUACGGCGAGGGUGAGCCCACCGACAACGCCGUGGAGUUCUAUCAGUUCCUGACUGGCGACGAUGUGGCCUUUGAGAGCGGCGCCUCCGCCGAUGACCAGCCUCUGUCAUCCCUGAAGUAUGUCACUUUCGGUCUCGGAAACAACACCUACGAACACUACAACGCUAUGGUCCGCCAGGUUGAUACCGCUCUCACCAAGCUGGGUGCGAAGCGCAUUGGCUCCGCUGGUGAGGGUGAUGACGGUGCCGGUACCAUGGAAGAGGACUUCCUCGCCUGGAAGGAACCCAUGUGGACCGCUCUGACCGACGCCAUGAACCUUCAGGAGCGUGAAGCCGUCUACGAGCCUGUCUUCUCCGUUUCUGAGGAUGAGGAGGCUUCCCCCGAGGAUGAGACCGUCUACCUGGGAGAGCCGACUGCUGCCCACCGUGAGGGCCGCGCCAAGGGACCUUUCUCUGCUCACAACCCGUUCAUUGCCCCGAUUGUCGAAUCUCGCGAAUUGUUCACUGUCAAGGACCGCAACUGCCUGCACAUGGAAAUCAGUAUCGCUGGUAGCAACCUGAGCUACCAGACCGGUGACCACAUUGCUGUUUGGCCUACCAACGCCGGUGCGGAGGUUGACCGUUUCCUCGAAGUCUUUGGUAUUGCCGACAAGCGCCACUCUGUGAUCAACGUCAAGGGUAUCGAUGUUACUGCCAAGGUGCCCAUCCCAACUCCUACCACCUACGAUGCUGCUGUUCGCUACUACAUGGAAGCUUGCGCUCCCGUGUCCCGCCAGUUCGUCUCGACCCUCGCCGCCUUUGCUCCCGAUGAGGCCAGCAAGAACGAGAUUGUUCGUCUGGGUGCCGAUAAGGAUUACUUCCACGAGAAGAUCUCGAACCAUUGUUUCAACAUUGCCCAGGCUCUUCAGAGCAUUACCUCGAAGCCCUUUUCCGCUGUUCCUUUCUCUCUCCUUAUCGAGGGUCUCAACAAGCUCCAGCCCCGUUACUACUCCAUCUCUUCGUCUUCCCUGGUUCAGAAGGACAAGAUCAGCAUUACGGCUGUUGUCGAGUCCGUCCGUCUGCCCGGUGCUUCCCACAUGAUCAAGGGUGUUACUACCAACUACCUCCUGGCCCUGAAGCAGAAGCAGAAUGGCGACCCCACUCCUGAUCCUCACGGUCUGACUUACUCUAUCACUGGCCCUCGCAACAAGUACGAUGGCAUCCACGUCCCUGUUCACGUCCGUCACUCCAACUUCAAGCUGCCCUCCGAUCCCUCUAAGCCGAUCAUCAUGGUUGGCCCCGGUACUGGUGUUGCACCUUUCCGUGGUUUCAUUCAGGAACGUGCUGCUCUGGCCGCCAAGGGCGAGAAGGUCGGCACUACUCUCCUGUUCUUCGGAUGCCGUAAGCGCGAUGAGGACUUUAUCUACUCUGAUGAGUUCCAGACCUACCAGGAACAGAUGGGUGAUGCCCUGAAGGUCAUCACUGCCUUCUCCCGCGAGGGUACCCCGAAGGUGUACGUCCAGCACCGCCUGAAGGAGAACGCCGAGCUCGUCAGCGAGCUACUCAAGCAAAAGGCCAACUUCUACGUCUGUGGUGAUGCCGCUAACAUGGCCCGGGAGGUCAACUUGGUUCUCGGCCACAUCAUCGCCGAGCAGCGGGGUAUGCCGGCGGAGAAGGGUGAGGAGAUGGUCAAGCACAUGCGGAGUAGCGGUAGCUACCAGGAGGAUGUUUGGUCAUGA
Penicillium atrosanguineum is the source of this 2088-nucleotide messenger RNA. It is a transcript of the gene cprA, whose product is annotated as NADPH--hemoprotein reductase cprA. Bases 1 to 2088 code for a protein of 695 amino acids. The transcript is spliced from 2 exons. The record is from RefSeq and is a predicted model, not a curated record. Gene Ontology annotation, molecular function: NADPH-hemoprotein reductase activity; flavin adenine dinucleotide binding; FMN binding. NCBI's taxonomy places the organism in Eukaryota, Fungi, Ascomycota, Eurotiomycetes, Eurotiales, Aspergillaceae. Gene Ontology annotation, cellular component: cytosol.